AUGCGGAAGGGUGCUCUCAAACUAUUCUCAUCUUCUCCGCUGCAGAUGAUCACACUUGCCACCUACGCUCAGCAUGUGUAUCAGUACGCGCCAUCCGCCACCACGGAGCACUUGCGCCGCACCGUGUGGGAGCCGUUAGGACUUCCUAUAAAGUCCGCCUCCAUGACGACUCCUUCACCUCGUCCUCCGCAUGCGUCGCUCUACGCCGUCCCACCCAUCACCACCAACCUCCGCUUCACCGGCGCGAACAUCGAGGAGCAGCUUCGACGUUGUGUCACGACGACGAGAACCGACUCUUCUGCGGCGGCGGCCUCCGCUUCAAAAACUACGGCAGACGGGCCGUCAUCGUCGCUGCCAGCUUUCUCUGACAGCGCAGGCUCUUCACGGUACGCUGCGCCCCUUGUCUUUGAUAAAGUCGGCCUGCCUUUCUGUGCGUGCGUGCAGCCGCGUGUAAGCAGCCUCGCACAGUGGCCGCCCUCCUUCCCGCUGUCUACGCUGCCGACCACGACGGAGGACCCCUCGCAACUCCCUCUUGUGAUUGUCGUGGAUGCCGGGGCUGCGGAGGCGGUGCUGCGAGGCAGUGACCUCUACGCCCCGGGCCUCGUGACCGCCUCUCGCGUCUUCUGCGCAGGGGAGGAGGCGCUCGUGGCUUUCUACGCGGAACGUGUGUUGAUGGACGCGGUGGUCUCUUUACCCGCUGAAGCAGUCCCACACGACACAGAUGAGGUCAACGGUGCAUGUUGGCGGGUUGUGAGCUCCCUCACCGCCGGCAUCACCCUCCCGCCGUCGCAGUACACUCCGCUGCUCGGUGCGGAUGACGAAACGACCGCGGCCGCGCUGGCACAGCACCGCCGCUUUCUCGUGUGCGUCGGCAGUGGGACUCUCUUGAAGGGGUGGAAGGAGGUGCUGGGCCGACGCACGCGCGGCGUGGUGCUGCGUACCGACUGGACGCCGCAGCUGCAGCCCUCCCGUGCCGCGCUACGGGGUCUCCUCCACGUGGCCAGCCCUACCGACUCUGCGGUGAGCACAACUCCGCUCGAAGUUGACGAGAAGGGUGGUGCGCAGGACGAACCACACGACGCCUUCUUUCUCCAAAACUACUCCAGCAUGGUCCCUGUGUCGCUGCUGGUGGAGCACCUCUCCGAGGACGUCUUUCGGCGCGCCUGUGUGGUGCUGGAUGCGUGCGCGGCGCCUGGGGGGAAGACGAGUCUGCUGCUCUCGCUCUUGCAGGCGCGUGCAGCGCAGGAAGGCUUCGCCGCGCAGCUGCGCGAUCCCGCCGCCCGGGCGCCUUUUCGAGUUGUGUGUUGUGAGCGCAGUCGGCCUCGACAGGAGAAGCUGAUGCAGCUGCUGCAGCAGCAUUUCUCUAGUACGGAAGAAACGAUGGCCGGCGGAGGAAGGGUGGAACACGACUAUCUGAGCCGGGUGCUGGAGGCGCACUGCAUCGACGCGAACAAGUACCUGCGUAAACUGCCACCACCGCCGCUCCAGCACACCAACGCCUUCGAUGCCAUUCUGCUAGACCCUCCCUGCACGGGGCUGGGGCUGCGGCCGAAGCUGCUCCCGCACACGCACUCUAUCGCCUCCAUUCGGCAGUCCGCUGACUACCAGCGGAAGCUGUUCGACUCCUGUGUGCGGCAUCUGCGCUGCACACCGACGGCACCGGGAGUUCUCGUCUACAGCACGUGCACCACCACGCUGGAGGAGAACGAGGCGAACGUCGUACAUUUUCUUCGCACCUAUCCCUCACUGCGGCUCGCACGCGCCACCACGCCGGCCCAUCACGCGUUGAGCCGCCUGUCCGUCACUGCCUACGCACGCCGUUCAGCGGAGGCGGCCGUACACGAAGAGGAGGGAGCCGGUGGUUUGCCGUCGUCGCCCGCGGUUCUCCUUUCGCAGGAGAUUGUGUCGCUGCAGAAGGAAAAGGAAGACGCAGCGGCGGCGGCUGCAGCUUCGUGUGGAUCUCAUGUGUCGCCAUCCAGCGAUGCGCCGUUGCUUGUUUUUCGCUUCAUGCCCCGUCCCCUUGACGAGUACGAUGACCCCGCAGAAGACAGCGUCGGCUUCUUUGCUGCGGUGUUUCUCUGUGGCGGGCACGACAGCUAG
This is a messenger RNA of Leptomonas pyrrhocoris, 2100 nucleotides long. RefSeq lists its product as hypothetical. Gene Ontology annotation, molecular function: RNA binding; rRNA (cytosine-C5-)-methyltransferase activity. Gene Ontology annotation, cellular component: nucleolus. NCBI's taxonomy places the organism in Eukaryota, Euglenozoa, Kinetoplastea, Trypanosomatida, Trypanosomatidae. Gene Ontology annotation, biological process: rRNA base methylation; maturation of LSU-rRNA. The transcript has a single exon. Bases 1 to 2100 code for a protein of 699 amino acids. The record is from RefSeq and is a predicted model, not a curated record.